This is a messenger RNA of Bombina bombina (fire-bellied toad), 1251 nucleotides long. RefSeq names its product synaptotagmin 5 (gene SYT5). Gene Ontology annotation, biological process: calcium ion-regulated exocytosis of neurotransmitter; cellular response to calcium ion; synaptic vesicle endocytosis. NCBI's taxonomy places the organism in Eukaryota, Metazoa, Chordata, Amphibia, Anura, Bombinatoridae. Gene Ontology annotation, cellular component: axon; dense core granule; synaptic vesicle membrane. The record is from RefSeq and is a predicted model, not a curated record. The transcript has 8 exons. Gene Ontology annotation, molecular function: clathrin binding; calcium ion binding; syntaxin binding. Bases 1 to 1251 code for a protein of 416 amino acids.
AUGAGUCAAGAGCGUAGAUCUGCCAUGUUGGCAUCUGAGCAGACAACAGGUGCUCCUGAGCUUCACCAAAAUGGCACAGACGUGCCAACCAAGCAUAAUGUCUUCACAGACAUGAAGAAUAAAUUUAUGAAUGAACUCAGCAAACUGCCGAUUCCACCUUGGGCUUUGGCUACUAUAGUCAUAGUAGCUGGUCUGCUCUUGUUAUGUUGUUGUUUCUGUAUCUGCAAGAAAUGUUGCGGGAAAAAGAAGAAGGGCAAGAAAGGCAAAGAUAAAGUCAAAGCCCAAAUUAACAUGAAGGAAGUAAAGGAUCUUGGGAAAAGUUACAUCGAUAAGGUGCAACCAGAUGUAGAAGACCUUGACCCUUCGUUACUUGAUGAAGGUAAAGAAGACAAACCUCAAGAGAAGCUGGGAAAGCUACAAUACUCUCUGGAUUAUGAUUUCCAAACUGGACAGUUAGUAGUGGGAAUCAUUCAGGCAGCUGAUUUACCAGCACUGGACAUUGGUGGCACCUCUGACCCAUAUGUCAAAGUAUUCCUUCUGCCAGAUAAAAAGAAGAAAUAUGAAACCAAAGUGCAUCGUAAGACUCUAAACCCAACAUUUAAUGAAUCAUUUACAUUUAAGAUACCUUAUGCAGAGCUCGGAGGGAAGACACUGGUAAUGUCAGUGUAUGACUUUGAUCGCUUUUCUAAGCAUGAUGCUAUUGGGGAGGCCCGUGUGCACAUGCAUAGUGUGGAUUUGGCGCAUGUCAUUGAGGAGUGGCAAGAUCUUCAGUCAGCUGAAAAAGAGGAGCAAGAGAAGCUGGGAGACAUCUGUUUCUCUCUUCGAUAUGUGCCCACUGCAGGAAAGCUCACUGUAAUUGUGCUGGAGGCCAAAAAUCUGAAAAAGAUGGAUGUAGGAGGACUUUCUGACCCGUAUGUAAAGAUUCAUCUCAUGCAGAAUGGCAAACGACUGAAAAAGAAGAAGACAACCAUCAAGAAAAAUACCCUGAAUCCCUAUUACAAUGAGUCGUUCAGCUUUGAAGUUCCUUUUGAACAAAUCCAGAAAGUGCAAGUAGUUCUUACAGUACUCGAUUAUGACAAACUAGGCAAGAAUGAAGCUAUUGGCAAGAUUUUUGUGGGCUGCAAUUCUACAGGGACUGAGCUGCGUCACUGGUCUGAUAUGCUGGCUAACCCCAGGAGGCCUAUUGCCCAAUGGCACACUUUACAGCCAGAAGAGGAAGUGGAUUCUACUCUUGGAAUGAAGACCUCAUGA